AUGGAUUCAGCAAGUCGUUGGGAUGGAUUAGGUAUGGACAUUGCCUAUGAAGAGGCAUUAAUUGGUUACAAAGAGAACGGUGUGCCCAUUGGAGGCUGUUUGAUCGAUUCCAGAGAUGGAAGAGUUCUUGGACGUGGACACAAUUUGAGAUACCAGAAGAAUUCAGCAACCCUCCAUGGUGAGAUAUCUACUUUAGAAAAUUGCGGUAGACUACCCGCAAGCGUCUAUCGCCAUGCUACGAUGUAUACAACCUUGUCACCUUGUGAUAUGUGUACCGGUGCCAUUGUCAUGUAUGGGAUCCCCAGAUGUGUUAUUGGAGAACAUGAUAAUUUUAAGUCACCUGGCGAAGUCUACUUGGAAUCUAGAGGUCAUCAAGUUGUGGUAGUCGACGACAAGAGGUGUAAAGAUCUGAUGAAGAAAUUUAUCUUAGAAAGACCCGGAGAUUGGGCAGAAGACAUCGGAGAGUAG
Zygosaccharomyces rouxii is the source of this 468-nucleotide messenger RNA. RefSeq names its product cytosine deaminase (gene FCY1). Gene Ontology annotation, cellular component: cytoplasm; nucleus. Gene Ontology annotation, molecular function: zinc ion binding; diaminohydroxyphosphoribosylaminopyrimidine deaminase activity. The transcript has a single exon. The coding region runs from base 1 to 468 and encodes 155 amino acids. NCBI's taxonomy places the organism in Eukaryota, Fungi, Ascomycota, Saccharomycetes, Saccharomycetales, Saccharomycetaceae. The record is from RefSeq and is a predicted model, not a curated record.